AUGUUUGCUUCUUUAAAUCAAUGGAAAAGAGUUGAAAAUGUCCCUCCAAUUGCGGAUGAAAUUUGCCAUUACGCAGUUCAAAAUGCUAACCAAUAGAAUAAAAUCGGAAAUGGAGAAUAAAAUAUCGUAAUAUUUUUGGAUUUGAAGGAACUUGGGUUCGAUAAAAAAAAAGCAGUAAUCAUUAAAAUGUCAUAAAUUAUUGGAGAAUUCAUGAAAAAAAAUUUCAAAAAAUAUUCAGUUUACUUAAAUACUAAUAAUAUGUAUUUGAAAUACAAAGAGUAGUUAUUGAGUAAGGAUUGCAAAUUUAGUGAUUAUAAUUUCGUAAGUAAUGAAAUAGUAUAUUUCACAUAAUUAAAUCAAGAAUAAAUUGAAAAAAGGAAUCCAAAAUGUUUUUAACUUUUGAUAUCUUUGUUAAAUCCCUUUUAGCAAAAACCCUUGUACUGCAAGUAUGUGGUUGGGAUACUACUAUCUAUGAUGUUAAGCUAAAAAUAUAGGAUAAGGAAGGAUAUAAUCCGAAUCAAAUUGUACUCCUUAGAAUGGGGAAUCGUCUAGAAGAAAAAAAAACUUUAGUUGAUUAUAACAUAAUAAAAGAGACUACUUUGUAUAUACAAUUAAGACCAAGAGGUGGUUGUUUUCCUGGAAAUGCUCCAAUAAAACUUUUUGAUGGAAGAACAAAAAUAAUAAAUUAGAUUGAGUUAGGUGAUAUUGUUAUGUGUUAUGAUUUUGAAUAAAAAGAGUUCAAGUAGUCAAAGGUGCUAUUUAAGAAAAUCUCAUCUGAAAAAUAAUAAUUAAUAGAAAUCAUAUGUGAAAAUGGAAGAAUUGUUUGUACACCAAAUCAUCCUGUUUAUACUUACACAGGAUGGAAAGCAUAGAACCACAUCCAAAUUUUUGUAUUGAAAAGUUAAGUGCUACUGAUCUUAUAUUUGAUUCUAAUGAAAGGUUUAUUAAUAUUACAACUGAAUAUCCAAAUAACUUCAUUGCCUUUGACUUUUUAGUUCAUAAUCUGAAUAAAAUACGAGUUGAAAUUUAUGAAAAUAGAGAAGAAUUUGAAGUAAUGCCAGGUUUUUUAGUCUAAAACUUAAAAGUCAUUAUUGAAAAGAAAAAAGGAAUACCUGUGAAAAAUUAAUAAUUAUAUUUUAAAGGAAUUUUAAUGAAUGAUCAUUUUUCGUUAGAAGAUUAGAAUCUAUAACUUAAUGAAUCUGAACCAGAUUUCUUAAUAUUAAAAGUAAUAAAUGAUUUUCAAGGAUAUUAAUAAGCAUUUGAUAACAAUUUCAAUAAUAACAAGAAUAUUUCAAUAAUAACACAUAAUUAGUAAUAUGAAUUAUCAUUUAAGAAGAAUGAUAAAAUAGGAAAAAUAAAAGAACUAUUAUAGACUUUAGAAUCUAAAAGAGUAAAUAGAAAGAUCAUUCAUAUUAUGUAAUGGAAAACCAUUACAGUCUAAAAAUAUGGACGAAAAUAUUGAUAUAUUAAAAAGAAAUUCAGUUUUUAAAUGGAUUGAGUAAUUUUUGAUUUAAUAAAGACUUAUUCUACAGAGAAAUAUUAGACUAAAUGAUUGAUUUUCUGUUGAUUUUAGCAUAAAUUAAUGCAUAAAAGAAUAUAAUUUUUAAUUUUAUUUUCAAAAUUUCCAAUUAUCUUUGAUUUUGCAAUAAUUUUUUAGUAAUAAGUCAUUAUGUAAUAAUAAAAUCAUAUAAUUAAUAAACAAAUAUUUUUAUUUUUUUAAACACUACAGUAGAUCUAAUCAACGUUGAAAGUAUAUUUUUGAUUGAUCAACAAUCUGGAGGAGUCUCAAUUAGAUUCACUUUAGAGAUAAAUGAUCAGUAGUUGGAGAAUGUAUCUUAACUUAAAGAUUCCUUGUAAUGGUUACGAAUUUAAUAAAUUAAUAAAGAAAAUUAAAUUAUUAAUAAAUCCAUCUUCAUUGUAUAAUUGCAGUUAGACUAUAUACAAGUAACUUAAUUUAUAGAAAAUUAAAUAAUGAUUUAAGAAUAUCUGAUUAUUCAAGUUGGAAGGAGUACUUAAGAUAUUUAAUAGAAGGAUUAAGAUAUAUGAAAUAUUAUAAAGGAGUUGCAUAUCGUGGAAUUAGGGAUUAUUAAAAUACUUCAAUAUAUCGAAAGGGAAAGGUUGUUUAAUGGAGUGAAGUUACCAGUAUUUCAUUAGAUUAAAACAUUGCAUAAUAUUUUAGUAAUAAUAAAGGAAUGAUAUUUAGUAUUUAACUCAUCAGUGCCAAAAACAUCUCCAAUAUCUCAAUUUAUGAAGGAGAAUAAGAAUUAAUAAUGUAUCCUUUUUCAACCUAUGUUGUUGAUGAAGUUGAGGUGAAACAAAAUUAACCAUAUAUUAUAAAAAUGAGAGAAUUUCCAUUACCAAGAUCACAUCAUGUGUUAUUAUGGGUGGAUGACAAUCCUGAAAACAAUUAUAACUAUGCUUAAGAAAUAGAAAUAUAACAUAAUAAAGUUUCAGUUAUAUUUUGUACAUCAACCAAAGAUGCAAUAUUAAUAAUCUAAAAAUAUAAAUGGAUGAUAUAUUUAUCGGAAUCUUAGUUUAGAGUUAUUAGUGAUAUGGUAAGAAUAGAAGAUGGUUAACCGAAUUAGAAUACAGGAAUAGAACUAUUGUGUCAUUUAUAUUAAUAAAUGAAAUACAAAAAUAUAACUCUCAUUUUUUGUGGAAAUCAAUACAGAGCAGAAGAAGAGUGCAAAAGUAGAAAUAUUAAAGAAAAUUUUGAAAUUACUAAUAAUCAAAAUGUGUUGGAGAAGUUUUCUUCAAUUUGA
Molecule: messenger RNA, 2762 nt
Organism: Paramecium octaurelia
Lineage: Eukaryota; Ciliophora; Oligohymenophorea; Peniculida; Parameciidae
Source: the annotation of a GenBank genome assembly